AGAGCCAGUCGCCGCCCACAGGUGGCGCUUGGUUGUGGCUCUUGGUUCUUCUGUUUAUAGCAUUCUUUCCUACAGCGCCUGUGCGUUCAGGAGUGUUGGCUGUAUCUAUAGUAUUCCUCCUCUUUUUGCUCUUCAUCUGGAUAGCCCAGAUAAAUGAAUAUCUAUCUAUGAAUAUCUGUGCCUUGUCUUCAACUUACAAGUUAAAUGUAGCCAAUACUUUCUUUUUCUUUGGAGGUAGACUCACUGUAUAGCUCUGCGGGGCUGGAGCUCUGUGAAGAGAGGCAGGCCAGGAACUCACAGAUCAGGCAACCCCUCCCUCCCUAGUCCUGAGAUUAAAGGUGUGAGUAGUCAGGCCGGCCUCAACAAAUGCUUCUCUAAGCACGGUUUCAAUUCAGUUAUGUAACAAGAUUAAAAAAAAAAAAGGCUCAAUUUAUCCAAUUUAUCAGCAGCUGAUAGCAUUAGUUUCUCGGGCCUGCAGCCAGGGAGAGUGUGGAGCUGCAGGAAGAGGCGACAUUUGUCUUCCCUUUUAUAAGCUGAAGCAUUCAGGUUGAAAAUGUGAUGUAAAUCCUUGUUUUGCUGUCCUUCACACCCUAAAGGGUUUUUGUUUUGUUUUGUUUUGUUUUUGUUUCAAAUGUUUACCUUUCCUCUAGCCAGGAAAUCAUUUUGUCUGCUCACUUCAUCUCUGAAAAGUUAUAAGGCUGAGCUGGCCCCUUGGCAGUCUGAAGGCUGUCCAGGGUUAUUGGAUUAUUUCAAGUAUACUUGAGUAAAAAUACAUCUUAGAUAGAUAUAAUGUAUACACACACGUGUAUAAACCCAGGGAGUCACCUCCUCCCUCUGCCUUUGUCUCCUGCUCUUUUGCUCCUUCUUUGGUAUUUGUACUCACUUUUACUAGCAGUGUACUGAAACAGCAACAACAACAAAAGCGCAUGCCAGUCUUAAAGGAAGACUUUACGUUUUCGAGGUGUCUGGCUGUGUGAACAGCUGGCUGGAGCACACAGAGUGCCACCCUAGUCUCCUUGUCUUCCCGAUGAUGAGGGACCUGAUCCUCCUUUUUACCUCCCGUGGCCCUACAAAUGAUAACUGCAGUCAUAAAUAUUCCCCCUUUUUUUUAAUUUUUUUUUUUUUUAAGAUAGGGUGUAUCCCUCUCUGGCUUGGAACUCACAUGGUAAACCAGGCUGGCCUUGAACUCACAGAGAUCCUCCUGCCUUUGCAGUCUGGGCACUGGGUAUAAAGAGUUGACUGAACAGCAGAAGGAAUUUCAAAUAACUGCUCGAAAGUUUGCCAGAGAGGAAAUAAUCCCAGUGGCUGCCGAAUACGACAGAACUGGUGAAUACCCGUUCCCUCUAAUUAAGAGAGCCUGGGAGCUUGGCUUGAUCAACACACACAUUCCGGAGAGUUGUGGUGGUCUCGGACUGGGAACUUUCGAUGCGUGUUUAAUUACCGAAGAGCUGGCGUAUGGGUGUACAGGGGUGCAAACUGCCAUUGAAGCGAAUUCUCUGGGGCAAAUGCCUGUGAUUAUUGCUGGAAAUGAUGAACAAAAGAAGAAGUAUUUGGGGAGGAUGACGGAGCAGCCAAUGAUGUGUGCCUACUGUGUUACGGAGCCCUCAGCAGGCUCUGAUGUGGCUGGCAUUAAGACCAGAGCAGAGAAGAAGGGAGAUGAGUACGUCAUCAACGGCCAGAAGAUGUGGAUAACCAACGGCGGGAAGGCUAACUGGUAUUUUCUUUUGGCACGCUCAAACCCAGAUCCUAAAGCACCUGCUAGUAAAGCCUUCACUGGGUUCAUUGUGGAAGGUGACACCCCAGGGAUACACAUUGGAAAGAAGGAAUUAAACAUGGGCCAGCGAUGCUCCGACACAAGAGGAAUCACCUUUGAAGAUGUCAGAGUACCUAAGGAAAAUGUGUUAAUCGGUGAAGGAGCUGGUUUCAAGAUUGCCAUGGGGGCUUUUGAUAGAACCAGACCUACAGUAGCAGCUGGCGCUGUUGGGCUGGCCCAGAGAGCUCUGGAUGAGGCUACAAAGUAUGCCCUGGAGAGGAAAACAUUCGGAAAGCUGCUCGUAGAGCACCAAGGAGUUUCAUUUCUGCUCGCAGAAAUGGCGAUGAAAGUUGAACUCGCUAGACUCAGUUACCAGAGGGCAGCUUGGGAGGUUGACGCCGGUCGCCGGAACACAUACUAUGCAUCUAUUGCGAAGGCCUUUGCCGGAGACAUCGCCAACCAGUUAGCUACGGAUGCUGUGCAGAUUUUCGGAGGCUACGGAUUCAACACAGAAUACCCUGUGGAAAAGCUGAUGAGGGAUGCCAAGAUCUAUCAGAUUUAUGAAGGUACUGCACAAAUUCAGAGGCUGAUCAUAGCCCGUGAGCACGUUGAAAAGUAUAAAAAGUAAAGGAAAAUUGCCACUGAAAGAUGCUUCGUUCUCAGUAACUAAAGCUCAAGCACUGUUUAUGCUUCAGAGAAAAACUAAGGCUUUUCUGUCUCCCCGAGGAAAUCAGAAGAAAGAUGAGUAUUAUGGGUCUGUACAAUUUAUUCCACUGGUGGAGUACUCCUCUCUUGAAGUUGGAGACUCUCUCCCGAUGGCUUGGGCCUGUUGAGCGGCGAGUUGUCCCCAGUGCCGCUACCCCUCAGUUGUGUUCAUUGGCUGUGUGAUCUCCUAAGCACAGUGGAACAUUCAUGCUCAUGCAUGUGACAGGACUCUAACACACACUGAGACGUGGGGCAGAUUUGGACCCAUCAGACUCCAAAGACUAAGCAACAUGUCCAUGCUGAUGUGUUCAUUUUAUAAUGAUUUAAAGUAGAUUUACUUGGUUUUGCACAGAAGAGUAAAGAAUCAUAUAUUCAUUUUCUUCCAUUAUAAAACUAAAAAAUUUUCUGGAAAAUCUUAAUACUGAAUCAACAUUUCACCUGUCCUGUUUAAAAUAAAGCUAACCUUAAAUUA
Psammomys obesus (fat sand rat) is the source of this 2930-nucleotide messenger RNA. RefSeq names its product acyl-CoA dehydrogenase medium chain (gene Acadm). Gene Ontology annotation, molecular function: medium-chain fatty acyl-CoA dehydrogenase activity; flavin adenine dinucleotide binding. The transcript has 11 exons. NCBI's taxonomy places the organism in Eukaryota, Metazoa, Chordata, Mammalia, Rodentia, Muridae. The coding region runs from base 1506 to 2381 and encodes 291 amino acids. Gene Ontology annotation, cellular component: mitochondrion. The record is from RefSeq and is a predicted model, not a curated record. Gene Ontology annotation, biological process: fatty acid beta-oxidation; medium-chain fatty acid catabolic process.